Molecule: messenger RNA, 1960 nt
Organism: Periophthalmus magnuspinnatus
Lineage: Eukaryota; Metazoa; Chordata; Actinopteri; Gobiiformes; Gobiidae
Gene: ppwd1
Product: peptidylprolyl isomerase domain and WD repeat containing 1
Exons: 11
Coding region: 28-1911 (627 amino acids)
Biological process (GO): protein peptidyl-prolyl isomerization
Molecular function (GO): peptidyl-prolyl cis-trans isomerase activity; protein binding
Source: RefSeq, a predicted model, not a curated record
CCUUCACACCGCAGAUCAAGAACAGCAAUGGCGGCUGCAUCUGAAAACAGCGCGGAUCUGAAGCGAAAAGCGAGUCACAAAGAUGAAGAGGCCGAUGGACAAGAGGGUGAUGAAUGGGUCGGGCCCAUGCCAAGCGAAGCUACGAAAAAUAAGAAGAGAAAAUUUUUGGAAUUUGAAAGUGUUUACCUGGAUAAUCUUCCAUCGGCUGCGAUGUAUGAAAGAAGCUACAUGCACAGAGAUGUAAUCACACAUAUCGUGUGCUCCAAGACUGACUUUGUCAUCACAGCCAGUCAGGACGGUCAUGUCAAGUUUUGGAAAAAGAAGGAAGAUGAAGGCAUUGAGUUUGUUAAACAUUUUAGAAGCCACCUUGGUGUAAUCGAAAGCAUUGCAGUAAGUGCUGAAGGAGCACUUUGUUGCUCUGUUGGUGAUGACCAGGCAAUGAAAGUAUUUGAUGUCGUCAACUUUGACAUGAUUAAUAUGCUAAAACUUGGGUUUCACCCAGGCCAGAGUGAAUGGAUUUACAAUCCUGGAGAUGCCAUUUCCACUGUGGCUUGCUCAGAAAAAUCCACAGGAAAGAUCUUUGUUUAUGACGGACGGGGAAGCAAUGAACCAAUUCAUGUAUUUGACAAGAUGCAUGCUUCACCACUGACCCAAAUCCGCUUGAAUCCCAAAUUCAGGGUGAUUGUUUCUGCUGACAAAGCAGGAAUGUUAGAAUACUGGACUGGUCUACCAAAUGAGUUUAAAUUCCCCAAGCAUGUAGACUGGGAAUACAAAACGGACACAGAUCUGUAUGAAUUUGCAAAACAUAAAACAUAUCCCACUAGUCUGGCAUUUUCCCCAGAUGGAAAGAAAAUGGCUACCAUUGCAGCUGACCGAAAAGUCCGAAUUUUUAGAUUCCUCACAGGAAAACUCAUGAGAGUGUUUGACGAAUCCUUAACUAUGUUCACAGAGUUGCAGCAGAUGCGACAGCAGCUUCCCGAUAUGGAGUUUGGAAGGAGAAUGGCUGUAGAGAGGGAACUUGAGAAGGUGGAUGGUGUCCGUUUGGCAAACAUUAUCUUUGAUGAAACAGGACACUUUGUCCUCUAUGGAACUAUGCUUGGAAUUAAAGUCAUCAAUGUAGAAACCAACAGAUGUGUUAGAAUACUUGGCAAACUUGAGAAUAUCCGUGUGGUUCAACUGAGUCUGUUCCAAGGUGUAGCAAAAUCCAUGAAGGUCGCACCAACUGUUGAGAUGAAGGCAUCUGAUAACCCUGCACUACAAAAUAUAGAGGCAGACCCUACCAUAUUCUGUACUGCAUUUAAAAAGAACCGUUUCUAUCUGUUUUCCAAGAGAGAACCAGAGGAUACCAAGAGUGCCGACUCGGAUAGAGACAUCUUCAAUGAAAAGCCAUCAAAAGAGGAGGUGAUGGCUGCAACACAGGCUGAGGGUCCAAAGCGUGUGUCUGACAGUGCCAUUAUCCAUACAACUAUGGGAGAUAUUCACAUUAAACUAUUCCCUGUUGAAUGCCCCAAAACUGUGGAGAACUUUUGUGUUCACAGUAGGAAUGGCUAUUACAAUGGACAUAUUUUCCACAGAGUCAUUAAGGGGUUUAUGAUUCAGACUGGAGACCCAACUGGUACAGGCAUGGGAGGAGAGAGCAUCUGGGGAGGGGAGUUUGAGGAUGAAUUUCACUCUACUUUGAGACAUGAUCGGCCAUACACACUUAGCAUGGCCAAUGCUGGACCAGGCACCAAUGGCUCUCAAUUUUUUAUCACCGUUGUACCCACUCCUUGGCUUGAUAACAAGCAUACAGUAUUUGGAAGGUGUACAAAAGGAAUGGAAGCUGUUCAGAGAAUUUCCAAUACAAAGGUCAACCCAAAGACUGACAAACCUUAUGAGGACAUAAGCAUUAUCAACAUCACAAUUAAGUAAUGUCAUGUGAUUUAUAGUGGUGGGUUUUAUAAUGGUUUCAUUAAAAAAA